AUGAAUUUCCAAAUUGCUAGGUUUGGGUCACGUUUGUUCGGCACAGGUCUGGACAAGAUUCGAAACAUAGGAAUCAUAGCUCAUAUCGAUGCGGGGAAAACUACCACGACUGAAAGGAUGCUGUAUUACAGCGGGUCCAUCUCCAAACUUGGUGAUGUAGACCAAGGAGACACAGUUACCGACUAUCUGGAAACAGAAAGAAACAGAGGCAUUACUAUUCAAUCCGCUGCAGUUACGAUUCCCUGGAACAAGUACAAAAUUAAUCUUAUUGAUACUCCUGGUCAUUCUGAUUUCACUUUUGAGGUUAUACGAUCGCUUCGAGUUUUAGACGGAGUUGUGACCAUUUUAGAUGCUGUAGCAGGAGUAGAGGCUCAAACUGAAAAGGUGUGGAAGCAAGCAAAGGAUAUGAAUAUCCCUUCCAUAGUUUAUAUUAACAAAAUGGACAGAGACGGUGCAAAUUUUAACAUGACUGUGCGUCAAAUAGUAUCCAAACUGGCAACUAGGGUUGUGCUGUGCAACAUACCGUACUUUGUGAAUGACCUGAAAACCCAAAGCCAUCGAUUUGUCGGAGUAGUGGAUAUUUUUGAGGGCACCUUGCUCAAAUAUCACGAGAACGACGAUGGAAACGACGUCCAGGUAAUACCGUUAAAUGAACUAUCAGAAUUCAAGGACUCUGAGCAAGUGAAUCAAGAUGUAAUGAAACUUAGAGAAGCUGCUAUAGAGACUCUAGGCGAGUUUGAUGACCGAAUUGUCGAUUCUUACUUAGAAACGGAAGACUAUAUGAAAGUCCCUACUUACAUUCUACACGAAGCGUUAGCUAAAGCAACAAUUUCACAGGAUGUGGUUCCCAUAUUCUGUGGAUCAUCCUUCAAGAAUAUUGGCGUUCAGCCCCUUAUGGAUGGUGUAUCACUCUACUUGCCCAAUCCUGGUGAAGCUCAAAAACCCUCGGUCUAUUCACCAGUCGCAUCCGUUCCUGUCAAAAUUGACCCCAAAUCUGGUUGUCUGAUCAACAAUAACAAGAAUCUUUGUGUCGCCUUUGCUUUCAAAGUUAUCACUCAUCCUACAAGAGGACUUUUGACUUUUGUCAGAGUUUACUCAGGAAUUUUGAAAUCUAACAGCAAAGUUAUAAAUACUCAGACCGGGGACAAGUUCAACAUUGGAAAGUUGAUGGUAAUGCAUGGUGAUAAGCCCCAUGAUGUGGACCAGCUUGGCGUGGGAAACAUUGGAGUUAUUUCAAUCAACGUUGAAAAUAAAAGAAUUUCCACUGGUGACACCUUAGUUUGUCAUACACUUAAAAAGUCUGCGGAUGGGCUUCAUAAGAAUGAAAAACGUUUGAAGUUAUUACCCAUUGAGGUGCCUCCUCCCAUGUUUUCGGUUUCUUUACAACCAAUGACAGCAGGAGACCGAAGAGGCUUGGAUCAAUCACUGAACACUCUGCUAAUGGAAGAUCCCAGUCUUCAUGUCCAUGUGGACGAAGAUUCUGGUCAGACAAUUCUUUCCGGAAUGGGAGAACUUCACUUAGAUAUUGCUACCACCAGGCUCAGAGAUGACUUGGGUGCCCGAAUGGAAAUAGGUAAAGUCAUGAUCAAUUACAAAGAAACUAUCUUGAAACCCACUACUCCCGUGGCUAAAAGUAUCGAAGACUCGGCUUUCAAGAAAGGCCACUUUGAGAUUACCCUGUCAUUAGAUUCUUUUCAAGGAAAACCAGAAGACACUGGGCUAAUCAGAAAAGAUUCAGAGGGUGCGGUUUUGCUGAAUGAUAAUAAUUUGGUCAUUUUUGAACAAGACUGUGAGCCUGACUUUAUUCUUGAGAGGGUAAAGAGGGUCUCGAGGGGAGAUCAAGACUGGGACCUUCCUAUGACCAUGGAGAAUAUUCAAAACACAAUCCUUUCAAGUAUUGCAGCUUCCUUACAAGUAGGUGGUCCAGUAGCUGGACUAUCCAUGCAUUCAAUGAUUGUUCGGGUCCAUAAAUGGGAAAUUCCGCAAGAUUUUGACAAAAUCUCCAGUCUGGUAACCCUCAUAAGACAAGCCAUAUCAACGUCUAUUGGCCAACUUAGUGAAAAGCAAACGACUCUAAUGGAGCCAAUCAUGGAUGUCGCAGUGCAUGUUGGGGACUCAGAUCUGGGUACAGUCUCCCAAGAUCUUUCUACAGCGCGUGCCGCACAGGUUCAUUCAAUUGAUGAUGAACUCGAUUCUACUAGUAGCGAGAAGUUAUAUUGGGCCAAGGAUCUAGCUGAGAACAUACCGCUGCCUCAAGAUCCAGCAGAUCUAGCUUCUGGGAGACACAGCUCCCCCAUAUCGGGCCGUAAAGUUGUCAAAGCUAUUACCCCAUUGAGAGAAAUGAUGGGCUACCUUCCGAAGUUGAAAAGUCUCACUCGAGGCCAUGGAUCAUAUGACAUGGUCUACUCAGGAAUGCAAAGAGUUUCGCCUGAGCGUCUGAAGGUUAUUUUGGACGAGUAA
Messenger RNA from Komagataella phaffii GS115, 2460 nucleotides. Its product is annotated as Mitochondrial elongation factor involved in translational elongation. NCBI's taxonomy places the organism in Eukaryota, Fungi, Ascomycota, Pichiomycetes, Pichiales, Pichiaceae. The record is from RefSeq and is a predicted model, not a curated record. The coding region runs from base 1 to 2460 and encodes 819 amino acids. Gene Ontology annotation, biological process: ribosome disassembly; mitochondrial translation. Gene Ontology annotation, cellular component: mitochondrion. The transcript has a single exon. Gene Ontology annotation, molecular function: GTPase activity; GTP binding.